UCAUAAGAGAGAGCUACAUUGGGUUAUGCUGUUGGUGUUGCCCUGUUGGGCAUGGACAUUGACUCACGAUUCUUCUGUAUCAUUCUCAAUUGGAUGGUUACUCGGUUCCAUUGUGCUAUCUGCUCUGGCUUUGACUACUUUGACUCACUAUCCUAAUUAUGACCGUAUCUGUUACAACUGCAGACAACCUGGCCACUUUGCCAGGAACUGUCCGUACCCCCGACAGGAAGGAUUGAUUUCGGGGGUUCCGGUAAGUCGCUUUGGUGCUAGCUCCUCUUCAUACACUCCUCCUCAGAGCUAUGCGCAAGCUGUUUACGCUCCUUCUGCUCCGCCUAUCGCCCAAGCUCCUCCUGCUCCUCCUCCUCCACCUCCCCCUCCUCCUCUGCAGACUGCUUCUUCACCAUCAUCUUCUCCCACCAAUGCGAUUAUUCCGUACCGUUCCAAUCCUCUUCCUCCUUCAACGGCUCCAUGGGCCCCUCGGCAGAGGAACAAUGAAGGUGAGGUGGUCUCCCUGCGCCGAGAACUUGUCAAUGACAAAAGGGAGGAGAAGGACAGGAGACGCGAGGAAGAAGAUCGGCGACGAAGGGAAGAGCAAGACCGUAUCAGUAAGGAACAAGAGAAAAAACGUCUGGAGGAAGAAGAAGCACGCCAAGCAGAGGAGGCCAGGAUGGCGAGAAUGAUCAACACGAAGAUGGAGGAGUUGGACAAGCAGCACCAGGCGCGUACUGAGGAAGAAAACAAGAAGAUCUGGAAGGAGAUCGAAAGAGUGGUGGGGGAACCAAAGCGGAGAUCAGGCAAGGAAGCCGCUACAGACAACCGUGACAAUCGAAAGAGGUCUCAAGAGGAGAUUGAAGGUUCGCCCCCUGUGGUGCCGGCACAUGGUGAGGCCCGUACAGUGGAGCAACCCAAGCCAAGUAUCCCUCAAGUUUCCGGACUUGACGCUGGACUACUGCUGAUGGAGAUCGAUAACGUACAACGAGCACAAGACCAUCAGUUCGGACUAAUCAGACGGAUGAUGGAGAUUGUAGAGGAAGCUGGAGCUGCCCUCCACGAUACUCAUCCAAAGGCUGAUCCUGGUCCCUUGGCGCCCACGGCUCCCCUGGCGGAUGUUCGCCCUGACUUUGACCUCAGGGGACAACAGUCUCAGUCCAACUUGGUAAAGGGUAACGAUGCUCCCUCAAAACCACUUGAUAGGAACCGGAAUGAGCCAAGGAUGGCUUACAAGUCGUCUGGCAGGCCAUCCCAAGAGCAGGGGCAUAGAAACGAAAACUGCAUUGCCAACACACCUCAGGCAGGUCUUCCCCUCACUUCCAGUCUUACUCCUCCUGUAGGAAUAGUCACAGGGAAUGGGGGAAAAGAUCACAGGAACCCCAGCGCAGGUCACAACACCGAUUCCAACGCUGGGCCAAGCGCAGACAAGGCAACGCCCGGGGAAUUAAUCCCCAACGAAACAGCCAGGACAGCAGAAAUGGAGGUGGAGCCUACAUACAACAGGCCCGGCCCUACAGGGGUUACCCCUACACCGGAUAUUAACAGCGAGCCCAACUCAGAGGGUAGGCCACAGGACCCCCCCAAGGUGACACUGAUCGACGGUGAAUCUGCCACCGGCCUUUGCACUGAUCAUACAGAGACCUCAGGAGUCAGGAAAGCCGGGAUCUUGGCGGGGAUUCCAGAUGCCAACAUAGGCACCAAGGGACCUGGGGAAACUCCGACAGCGACUGAGUUGGUAGGUGAACCCCCCGAGGGGAAUUCAGAAAUCAGGGAAAUUGUUGGGGAGAAGGGUAGGGGAAAAGGCAAUGGGCCAGACUUAGAGGAUGAUAGGAAACGGAAAACGGCAAAGCCACACAGGCUGUCACCCAACACGGGGUCAUCCCUCAUUGUAAUGGUAGGAACAGCGGAGGGCGAGACAGUCUCCAUGUUCCCACCAGAUGAUUUCUCCCUGAUCGAACAACAGAGGGACAGUGCCACCAAUGAGUAAAAUCAAAACAGUCUCCUGGAACGUUAGAGGCCUGGCAGAUUCUAAUGACAAGUUUAAAUGGGCUAGGCUGAAAACAUGGGUGCACCAACAUAAGGCCCAAAUCAUCAUGCUCCAGGAGACUAAGUUGAACGAAUAAAAGAUAAAUGAAGCAAAAUGGAAAUG
This is a messenger RNA of Chara braunii, 2140 nucleotides long. The record is from the annotation of a GenBank genome assembly. Lineage: Eukaryota; Viridiplantae; Streptophyta; Charophyceae; Charales; Characeae.